AGCCAGUUAAAACAGUCAAGCGAAAAGUUCUCGAGCCCCACUUCUUGUCUGAACGUCUGCCAGUGAAGACCGGGAGGGAACCAACUAACACCACACAAAAUGAGCGACCUCAGCAAGAACGACAUCGAAAGGGCAUCCUUCGCCUUCUCCAUCUACGACUUCGAAGGUAACGGCAAGAUUGACGCAUACAAUGUCGGCGACAUCCUGAGGGCGCUCAACUCCAACCCCACUCUUGCCACCAUCGAGAAACUCGGCGGCACCAAAAAGAAGGGCGAGAAACAGCUCACGCUCGAAGAGUUCCUUCCCAUCUACAGCCAGUGCAAGAAAGACAAAGACCAGGGUUGCUACGAGGACUUCCUGGAAUGUCUGAAACUGUACGACAAGGCUGAGAACGGUCUCAUGCUCGGCGCUGAGCUCACACACACCCUCCUUGCCUUAGGUGAGAAGUUAGAGGACAAUGAAGUAGCGGAAGUCACAAAGGAUUGCAUGGACCCUGAAGACGAAGACGGCAUGAUCCCAUACGCAUCAUUCCUGAAGAAGGUCAUGGCGUAGAAGAUCAAAAUAUCGUCAUAUCUUUAGUUAUAAGAUCGUUUUCUUCAAAGAUUGUGCAACAAACCAGUGACAGCCCCCGCCGCGGCGCCCGCCCCCGCCGCGGAGAGCUAAGCGCCGCGCCGCACCGCACCGCCGCCCCGUACGCACAUCUUAGAUACGGACCCUUUUUAUACGAACAUCACAUCUUAAUAUCUUUUUGUACAAUUGACCUGACUGUACAUAAUAAAGUAAGAUUAAAGAAACUACUGUAAACGCGUGUUGUACGUGUCUUUUUAAUAAACUUUUAUUAUUAUUUUA
Molecule: messenger RNA, 849 nt
Organism: Papilio polytes (common Mormon)
Lineage: Eukaryota; Metazoa; Arthropoda; Insecta; Lepidoptera; Papilionidae
Gene: Mlc1
Product: myosin light chain alkali
Exons: 7
Coding region: 100-552 (150 amino acids)
Cellular component (GO): muscle myosin complex
Molecular function (GO): calcium ion binding
Source: RefSeq, a predicted model, not a curated record